Platichthys flesus (European flounder) is the source of this 1718-nucleotide messenger RNA. It is a transcript of the gene hoxa9a, whose product is annotated as homeobox A9a. Gene Ontology annotation, cellular component: nucleus. Lineage: Eukaryota; Metazoa; Chordata; Actinopteri; Pleuronectiformes; Pleuronectidae. The record is from RefSeq and is a predicted model, not a curated record. The transcript has 2 exons. Gene Ontology annotation, molecular function: RNA polymerase II cis-regulatory region sequence-specific DNA binding; DNA-binding transcription factor activity, RNA polymerase II-specific. The coding region runs from base 115 to 906 and encodes 263 amino acids. Gene Ontology annotation, biological process: anterior/posterior pattern specification; embryonic skeletal system morphogenesis; DNA-templated transcription.
GGCUGGGUUUACUGCGUGUGUAUGUGUGUGCGGUGUGUGUGUGCACGUUUUUUUUUUACUUUUGCAUGUAUCUGAGGAAUGACUGCGUACAUGUGAAAGUAUAAUUUCUCUGCCAUGUCGACAUCCGGAACGCUGACUAGUUACUACGUCGAUUCCCUCAUUCUGCCCGAGAGCGAGGAGGUCUCCGUGCCGAGGUACUCCUCCGGUCCUGGGCUCCAGCAUGGCAGGCAGCCCGCCUCCAUCGGCGACCACGGCGAGCUCGGGACUUGCACCUUCCCGUCCAAGCCUCCGGUGUUCGGGCCGCCGUGGAGCCACGUCCCGGCUCAGUUCCCGGGAACCUCUGUUUACCAUCACCACUAUGGGCACCCCCAGGGCCCGGUUGGCGCCGAUUCGGACGGGCGAUAUCAGUCGUGGAUGCUGGAGCCCAUGUCCGGUUCCCUGCCCAUGACCGGAUUACCGACCACCCAUCACUACGGAAUCAAACCGGAGGGUCUGGGGACGCGGGCUGAGGGAGCGCUGCCGGGCUCCCACACCGCGCUGCUGCUCUCCGAUUACGCGAACGGCACUCUGGCGACGACAUCACCGGUGGAGAAGGACGCGCUCUCCGGCCAGACGGGGGACAUGAGCGUGGAAGCGGUCGAAGAGAAACCCAUCCUCGAUCCAAAUAACCCAGUGUCCAACUGGCUCCACGCGAGUGCCACGAGAAAAAAACGCUGUCCGUACACCAAGCAUCAGAUCCUGGAGCUGGAGAAAGAGUUCCUCUUUAACACCUACCUGACCAGGGACCGUAGGUACGAGGUGGCGAGGCAGCUAAACCUCACCGAGAGACAGGUUAAAAUCUGGUUCCAGAACCGCAGGAUGAAGAUGAAGAAGUUUAAUAAAGACGGCCUACCGAAAGACGGGUGACUGAACCGUAUAGAGAGAAAAACAGUAUUAAGGCUGAUGAGCUUUUCUGUGUGGAAGCUCUUAACUCUGCUGGACCUUGUUUCUAAACUUCAUUGUCUUAUUGUUCUAUAUAACAGAAGCUAUUAGGCUUAAAUGUCUUAUUAAAAAAAGCAUGUUGGGCUUCAUUUUGCUGCGACUACCUUUAUAUUGCACAAUUUUAACAGUGCCCACUCGUUUAUUUUUUCAUAUGUUCCUUUCUUAUGUUGAUAUUUUUUUAUUAAUACCUCGUUAACGUGUAUUAGAUGGACUGGUCCCUGUGCUUGUUUGUGUAUGGAUGUUUCUAGCUGUGUGUUUGUAGCUAUAGGCUAUUUGUUGUCUAUCUCUGAGUCACUUGAGCGUCUAGCUUGUAAAGAAACUGUGUUUAUUUUAUUAUUUCUCCCUUACUGCUAUAGAACUAUGACUGAUGACCAUGAAUCUAACAUUGGACCCGUAGAACAGCCAGACUCAUCGCAUUUUGAAGUAUAGGUGCAUCAACCUCACAAACCUCUUGGAAAUGCUCAUAGGUUAAAACAUGAUGUAGAAGCUAAAUUACACGACAGUAUAUUGACUACCUAUAUGUUCUUCAACUACCUACAAUACGUUUCCCCCCCCGAUGGUGGAUUAUAAUAGAUUUGCUUGCAUUAGAUACUGAACAAUGUCAGAAUUUCAGGGAGUAACAUUUUGAAAGAACGUACUGUUUGUUAGUGAGAGAAAAAUGGAAUAAAAACACUGUAGGCUACUUAUUGAAUACCUCACGGUCUGUUGACCGUCUGAAUUUUGGUUCACAAAUGUAA